Molecule: messenger RNA, 6303 nt
Organism: Grosmannia clavigera kw1407
Lineage: Eukaryota; Fungi; Ascomycota; Sordariomycetes; Ophiostomatales; Ophiostomataceae
Product: phd finger and bah domain containing protein
Exons: 3
Coding region: 1-6303 (2100 amino acids)
Biological process (GO): histone catabolic process
Cellular component (GO): Lid2 complex
Molecular function (GO): ubiquitin-protein transferase activity; chromatin binding
Source: RefSeq, a predicted model, not a curated record
AUGGCACCCCCCAAGCUCCAGGCCAGCUCCACCUCCGUCAGCGGUAGUACUACCAGCGAACACGCAAACGUCGGUGCCGGCACCAGUGGCAGUGGCAGUGCAGACGGUGAGACGUCGAGUGCUGCCUCGUCUUCGAACACCAACGCCCAAGCUGCACCACCAACUGCAGCGGGUGCAUUGCCACGCUCGCCCCCGUCUCCUUCUUCAUUGCCCCCAUCCUCGUCGUCUCAGUCCUCCCCUUCCACCAACACACAAUCAACGCACAAGCAGUCCACAACUUCGGCGUCAUCCUACUCUGUCUUGCCCAAGAUGUCGGAUCCCGCGCCCCCCCCUUCGGCUGUGACAUCGUCUUCAAAGCGGAUGCAGAAAGAAGCUGGCGCUGCCGCCGGUCCUGACGCGAACAGCGCGAACGCCACGUCUACUCCUGGCGGCACCCCUUCGCCCUACGGCACGCGAUCGCGCAACCGAACAGGCGGCGCGCGUCCCAACUAUGCCGAGGACAAGGACAUCGACGGCGAGCUUUUUGAAAUGUACCCCAGAGAGGACGACCCCAGGAAGCCAGCAUCGCGAGCCUCCACGUCAGCUGCGGUUAAUGGAGCGCUUGUUCCCGCGUCGUCCUCCCUAGAGCGAGAGCCCCUUCGCCCUUCGAGCGGCAGUGCCGGAAACAGCAGCGGUAAUGGCUCAAGCGAUAGAGUUCGCAAGCCGCUGCCUACCGGCACAGCAGCCUCUUCUUCUGACGCCAAUUCGAGCACCCAAGGCAGCCAGGGCCAUCACGGCAGCAACGGCAGCGGCAAUGGUAGAUCGGCAUCGUCUCAUGCACAGCAGAAAGAGCAGAAAGAGGCAUCCGUUCCGACCGCCCCGUCCGCCUCAUCCUCGUCGGCAAACGGCAGCCAGACGCAUUCCAACCCACGAAAGCGCAAGGCCGCCGCUGCAGGCGAAAAGUCCAAUGCCAGUGCGAGUGCCAGCACCAGCACCAGCACCAGCACCAACAUCAGCACCAGCACCAGCACCAGCACCAGCACCAGCACCAGCGCAGCCCAAACCUCGUCGGGCACCUCGCACAUCACCAGCACCUCGCUCCGUAAGAGCGGAGCCUCUGCCGCUGCGACCGCUGUUGCGUCCCAGAAACGCGACGCGAAAGGUUACGCCAACACCAACCUCUUGACCUUCGAAAAGCGAGGUGCCCGGCCCAACAAAGACGGCGAUAUGGUGGCCGACGAUGGCACUGUGUUGAGCACCAAUGAUCAUGUCUAUCUCGUUUGUGAACCGCCCGGUGAGCCGUACUAUCUGGCCCGGGUGAUGGAGUUCUUGCAUGCCAAAAACGACCCGUCGCUGCCGGUCGAUGCUCUGCGGGUGAAUUGGUACUAUCGCCCUAGGGACAUCGGCCGCAAGGCGCAGGACACCCGCUCCAUUUUCGCCACCAUGCACUCAGACACCACACCCCUGACUGCCUUGCGUGGCAAAUGCACCAUUAAGCACAAGGCCGAAAUCGACAAUUUUGAGCAGUUCCGCAAGACCCCAGAUUGCUUCUGGUUCGAGAAGCUCUACGACCGCUACAUCCAGAAAAACUACGAGAUCAUUCCCACCUUUCAGAUCGUCAACGUGCCAGAGCGCGUCAAGAAGGUGCUGCACGAGCGCUGGCGCUAUGUGCUGGUCGAGCAGGGUCGUGGAAAGGACCUGACCGCUGCGGCGAAGCAGUGCAAGCGCUGCAGUGGUUUUUGUGCCAGCAACAACUCUGUUGAUUGUGCGGUCUGUGCAAACACUUACCACAUGAACUGUGUGCGGCCGCCCCUCUUAAAGAAGCCGUCACGUGGUUUUGCCUGGUCUUGCGCCGCCUGCAGCCGCGCUCAAGAACGUCUCCUAGAGGCUCGCCACACGCCCAAUGUGAUUGACGGGCGCACGCCCGACAUGGGUGCAUCGGCUACCACGGCCGCAGACGAUGACGACUUCGAUGACGACGACGAUGGCGCCUGCUGUCCCGACACCAACCGGACAAGCCCAGAAAACGACGAGGCCCAUCCGCCGGCAACGGCUGAGCAACAAUACCAAGCAAGCCUGUGGCCGUACCGGUAUCUCGGCAUGCACUGCAAGGUCGAAGAUGCCCUGGACUACGACGAUCGCAUUUAUCCCCGCGCUGCCACCCGCGUGGGGCCUCGCCAUCAGGCCAACAUCGGACCUUGGCCCGGUCGGCCGGUGCAAUACGUGAUGCCGCCCGACAUCAAGAAGGCCACUCGUCGCGAGGCUCGUCAGAACAAGGAAGCGCUUGCCGCGUACGAGCGUGAGCGUGAGAGUCGUCCCAAGUGGAUCCAAGACACGCCGCCAGGAUACGUCGAACGCGGUCUUGACUUGGACGAAGAUGACCCCAAGUGUACCUCGUUCUUGGAGUACAAGCCGCCACCGGCUUCCCCCCAUUCUUUCUCUCCCGAGCCAGAUGAGUCGAAGAUGGACGUGGACGACGAGAGCGACAACCUCGCGACCUCGGACGAGGACAUUGACAAGUACAUGGCCAAGGCGGUCUCCCGGGCCUCAAAGCUGGGCGUGCCGCCACGCUCGACAAACCUGUACCACAUGGCCAUGGUGCUGCUGUAUCGGAACGGAUUCGAUUCCGGGGCAGCUCUCAAAGAGCUGGACCAGCAGAAACUGGCCGACUUCAAGGAGCCCUAUUUGACGCCUGCCGAGCAGAAGCGGUUUGAAGAGGCCGUUCUCAAGUUUGGCUCCGAGUUGAACCUCGUUACGCGACAUGUCAAGUCGGUGUUUUACGGCAAUAUUGUCCGCUUCUACUACACGUGGAAGAAGUCAGACCGUGGCAAGCAGAUGUGGGGCAACAACGCCGGCCGCAAGGGCAAGAAAGAGGCCAAGGAGGCCAAGAAAGCCGAGGCCGAGGCAGCAUCCAAGUUCCAGGACGACGUCGCAGACGACAAUGACGACUCUGCAUUUGACACCGAUAAGGCGGAGGGAAUGAAGCGUCAAUUCCUGUGCAAAUUCUGCAGUACGAAGUCGUCGAGGCAGUGGCGACGUGCCCCAACAGCGUCUCCGGCCGCGGUCCUGAGCGAGUCGCUGGGCGGCAGCAGCAGCAAGAACUCGCACCGUGACCGGUCGCACAACCAGCACAGCCAGCAGCAUGUCGUGUCGCUGUGCCGACGCUGCGCCGAGCUCUGGCGCCGCUACGCGGUGCAGUGGGAGGACACGGAAGCGCUGAUGCAGAAGGCGGCAACGCUUGGAGCGCGACUCUUGAAACGCAAGAUCGACGAGGAGAUCUUUAAAGAAAUCACGGCUGCCGACGAGAUGAUGCACAUCACUGACGCGCAGUACAACACGCUGCACCCCCACCAGAACGGAUCGGCAGGCAGCGUGUCGGAGCCACCCCGGAAGCGACUCAAGGGCUCCAGCGCCAACAACAAUGACAAGGAUGGCGAGCAGAACGCGUCAGACUCGGCCGCAAGCACAGCUCCGCCAGCCACAAUGUCGGGCAGAAGGAGAGACCGGUCAGACAAGAGCCACGCGGACAAAGCGGACAAGACGGCGGCAGCGGAAAAGCCGACGGUGACGGGCAAGGCGAGCACGGAAGGCUCGUCCGGAGCUGGCAUUUCUACUGCACCAUCGGUGCCUGAAGUCCCGCAGCCGAGAAAGCUGCCGUGCGCGAUCUGCAACCAGAUGGAGCUGCCGACAGAAGACCAACGGGUGACGUGCCGGGACUGCCGGAUGACGGUGCACCGCAGCUGCUAUGGGGUGAUUGAUAACCGCAAUCCGGCCAAAUGGCUCUGCGACAUGUGCAGCAAUGACAGGAAUCCGCAGGUGUCGAUCGACUACCGGUGCGUGCUCUGUCCGGUAGAGCACACGGAACACGACUUUGUGGAGCCGCCACGGACGGUGCAUAAGAAGAAGUCGGACAAGGACCGGGAGCGAGAGCGGACAGAGCGCGAACAGGCGCAGAAGGCAGCCGAGUACUACCGCCGGCGCCAGGAGGAGCUCAACAAGCCGGUCAACCCGCGCGAGCCGCUGAAGCGGACGGCCGACAACAACUGGGUGCACGUGACGUGUGCAGUGUGGACACCCGAAGUCAAGUUUGGCGACGCCAACGCGCUGGAGCCGAGCGAGGGCAUCCCGUCGGUUCCGCGUGUGCGCUAUGGCGAAGUGUGCAAGGUGUGCCGGGGCACGGGAGGCGCAUGCGUGUCGUGCCACCUCUGCCGGGUGCUCUUCCACGUAGAGUGUGCGCACCAGGCAGGUCACAUCCUGGGCUUUGACCUGACGCCGUUUAAGGGCUCCCGCCGCGACCAGGCCAACAUGGUGGCGAUCAACGGAGUGACGGGGCUUCUGACGGCGGCGAUCUGGUGCAAGGAGCACAUACCGCUCAAGAGCUCGGUGCACCUGAUGCACGAGACGAUCGACAGCAGCAAGAUGACGGCACUUCAGCUCUACGUGGACCGCUAUAAGCAGGCCGACCUGGCGCUGACAGGUUGCGCUCGCAAGGCGAAUCUCCUCACGCUAGCGGCCAAGAUGUCUGGUGGUCCGGGAUCGACAGCAGACCAGACAGCCAGUGCCGGCAGCAGUGACGGCAGCAGCAACAGCAGCACCAGUGGCAACGGUAUCAACAGCAACGGGGCUAGCAGCAGUGGUCGACGGACAUCGCUGCAUCUAAAUGGGACCGCUGGCAACGGAGCCAAGAACGGCACGGCCAGCCACGAGAGUCGGUCGGCAACCCCAGAGUCUCGACGUCCCGGAGGCAAGAUCUGCUUCACGUGCGGCACCGACGUCAGCCUCAAGUGGUAUCCGAUCGACAAGGCACAGGAGCGCGAGAUGACCAACGGUUUCUACGGCAAGCUGGGCUCGGACGCGCAGAAGUUUGUGGCGCAGCGCAACUUUCAAUGCCACAAAUGCAAAAAGGCCGGGAAGCAGCCCGUGCCCCACGAGCACUACGGCACGCCUGCCUACGCGUCGGAGGUCAAGACGGAAGAAGACACCUUUGUCGAGGCGCUGCAGCGUGUAGCACCACAGUAUCAUCAGCCGCCUCACCUGUCGCAGGCACAGACGCAGCAUCAGGCACAUCAGGCGCACCAGGCGCACCAGCCACAACCGCCUCAGCCACACCAGUCACACCAGCCACACCAGGUCCAGCGAUCACCUCUGUUCCAGUACCUUGCCGGCGGUGAGCAGGCCUCGUCUGAGCAGGGCCGCAUGUCGCUAUCGCACACACACGUGCACCCGAUGAUGUCGUCGAGCCACUCACCUGACCGGAACCGUUACUGGCAGUCGACGCCGAACAGCGCAUCUGCCGUUGCUGCGGCUGCGACCGCGUCCGGACCAUCGAUCAUCUCACCACCACCAGCACCACCAGCCUCGUCACUGCCACUCACAGCCCCGGCGUUGUCGAUGCGGCCUCCGCCAAGCAGCGGUAGCCCGCCGCCACUGGUAGCCCAUCCGUCACAUGCGCAGCCGAUCCACCAUUCUUCGCACUCACCUCCUCUGAUGCAUCCGGUUCCGCGAUCGUCCAUCAUGGCUCCGCGUACAGUCCCGCCACCACAGCAGCCGCCACACUCUCCCUACGGUGUGUCAGCCUCGCCUGUGUCUUCUUCCGUGUCGGGCUACCCUGACUGGCGUCGCCCAUCGUCCAAUGCGCCGGCACCGCCACCUUCUGCCCCCUCGUCUUCAUCCUCCCGUCGAGACCCGCUGUCGGCCUCGGCAGCAGCGAACAGCAGCAUCCCACCUCUGGCGCACAACCACCUGCGGCCUCCGUCAUUGCCGAUCUCGCACUAUGCCUUUCCUACCUCAUCGAGCAGGCCGAACAGAGGCGCCAGCAGCGGAUACCUGGGACAGGGCCUGUUGAAUGGCCGCCCCCCCUCGCCACAGAUGCGCAUGGGUGGCGUGCCGCUUUCGCACAGCAACAGCAGCGGCGGAAGCACGAGCAAUUCCUGCAGCCACACGCUUGGACUCGGCCACGCACACGGACUCGGACACGGGCACUCGCCGCACGGCUCCUCGACGUCACCGCCGCUGGCAUCACGUCUGGUCAAUGAUGGAAGUGGACAUAUGCCCUUUUCACAAGUUCUCCAUCCACACCGGUCAGCCUCAGCUUCGUCGUCCUUUGCCAACGUGGCUCUGGGCGCCAAUGUGACGCGGGAAGACUUUACCACCUUGGGUCGAGACCGGGACCGGGACCGGGACCGGGAACGGGAACGGGAGCGCGAGAGAGAACGCGAACGUGGCCCCUUGGCCAUAGCACGAGCGAGCGAUCCACGGGCUGGCGAGACACGCAGCGGCAGUGCUGCCAGCUCCAACCCAUCAUUGCGAAACCUGUUGUCUUGA